Molecule: messenger RNA, 1562 nt
Organism: Trametes versicolor FP-101664 SS1
Lineage: Eukaryota; Fungi; Basidiomycota; Agaricomycetes; Polyporales; Polyporaceae
Product: tannase and feruloyl esterase
Exons: 13
Coding region: 171-1562 (463 amino acids)
Source: RefSeq, a predicted model, not a curated record
CAAGCUCGCCAACACCACUUCUAGACGUCGAGCGCAGCGCUUCCUCGGCGAAAUGGCCGAGCCCGUUGAACGCGUGGGCAGCCGACACCAGCAGCGAUAUUCCGGUCGGCCGCGCAAGAGCUAUAAAUUCUGCGCACUGGCGGCGUACACCGUCGCUCAAGCUCGCGCUCAUGUUCACCCUCACAGCCCUCGUGCUCGUCAGCGUCCUGCAGUUCUCUGCGGUCAUGCGCGGCGCUGAUGCCGUCCGCCGCGCUGAGAGCUCCCCAUCAGCUGCCUGCCUGGGGUUUUCUCCCCGCGGGCUCUCGGGCGCGGUCGUUGCGGAGCGGACGUACUACCCCGCGAACACGACCGUUGCGAUCUCGAACAGCUAUCUCGGCUUUGGGUCGUCGAGCCUGCCCGCGUUCUGCCGUCUUCAGUUGCUGAUCACCACGAAUGCUACGGCAGGCUCGUUUGCUAACACCGAGGUCUGGCUCCCGGAUGUAACGGCGUGGAACAAGCGAAUGCUCACCGUCGGGGGCGGUGGGCUCGCCGGAGGAGCGGACGUCAUGGCGCUCGGCUCUCGAAUCUCACAAGGAUUCGCGGGUGUGGCCACCAACGGGGGCCAUAACUCCUCUUCCUUCGACGGCAGCUGGGGCGGACCUCAUAACGACAAUACGCUCAUCGACUUUGGGUGGAGAGCCGUCCACCUCAGCGUUCUCGCAGGCAAGGACAUCAUCAAGCAGUUCUACAGUGAGACCCCGAAAGGGUCCUACUACCUGAGUUGCUCCACCGGCGGCCGCCAAGGCCUGAAAGAAACCCAAAUGUUCCCCGACAGCUUCGACGGCGCCGUCGUCGGCUCCCCCGCGAACUGGAUGUCCCGCCUGGUAUCCUGGGGCGCGCACCUCGCCCAGGUCGUCGAGCCCGCGACGGCCUCGCACUUCAUCCCGGAGGCGACGUGGAAGGGCGUGAUCGCGCCGGAGGUCAUGAGGCAGUGCGAUGCGCUCGACGGCGUCACUGACAAUGUCAUCAACGAUCCGUCUGUGUGCCACUUCCGCCCGGAGACUCUGGCGUGCGCCCCGGGCCAAGACCCCGCGACGUGUCUGAACGCCGACCAGCUCGCCAUCCUCCCGAAAAUCUACGAGGACUACUUCGAAGACGGCAAGUUCGUGUUCACAGGGUUCAGCCUCGGCGGCGAGGACGUGUACUUUACGGACCUCCUCGGGGAGACGCCCAAUCCACUCAUCACCAACUGGAUGCAGUUUAUGGUGCUCAAUGAUACGACCUGGACGAUCGACCAGUACAACUCGAGCGUGUACAAGAUCGCAGACGCCGUCAACCCCGGGAACGCAGACGCGAUCGACCCGGACCUGAGCGCGUUCGCGGCGGUGCCGCACAACGGCAAGCUGUUGCACUACGUCGGCCUCACGGACGAGAUCAUCAGCCCGCGCAACAGCUUCCACUACUACGACACCGUGCGCGCGCGCACGCUCCGCAGCAGGGGCAUGCACAUCGACGACUUUUACCGCCUGUUCCCCGCGCCCGGCAUGGACCAUUGCUUCGUACGUAUCCGAUUCCGUUCCUGA